AUGACAUCAUUUUCUUUAACUAAAUCAAAUCCUACUAUUGUAAAAACUUUAACAGGUGAAGAUAAAAUAAUUUACGUAGAAUUUAAAGUACCAGAAUAUAAUAGAGAUGCAUCUUUUAGUUUUGUAAAAUAUUCUUAUAUUGCAAAUUCAGAGAAUCCAAAUAUUGAUAAAGGAUGGACUAUUUAUAGAAAUGAUAAAAGUUUUUUAAAAAUUGGAAAAGGAUAUGUUAUUGUUAAAGGGAAAUAUUGUGGUAUUUGUUCAACUGAUUUGGCCAGACGAUUUCUCCCUUUCGAAUUACCUCAGAUUAUCGGACAUGAAGCUGUUGCUAUAUAUCAAUCUAAACCUGUUGUGAUAGAAAUUAAUGCAUCACAUUUUGCUCGUGGAAUUAAUGAUGAGGAUCAUUGUCUUUACUGUAAAAAUGGGAUGUCUACUCAAUGUCCAGAUCGUAUAACUUUGGGAAUAAAUCAAUUACCUGGUGGUUUGGCGCCUUAUAUCCUUGCACCUAUUAAUGCCAUCGUACCGAUUCCUGAUAAUUUAAGUUUGAAAGAAGCAAUAUUAACAGAACCUUUUGCUGCAGCUUUACAUGCUGUUGAAACAACGCCACCAAAUAAUGGGCAGAAAGUUGCUGUUUUGGGACCUCAUUAUCGGAAAAAACAUAACCUUGACUUUACUACAACUGCAAUUUUUCAUAAAGAUCCACCAUUACCAACACUUUAUAAUCUUGCACAACAAUUAGGAGUACAAAUAACUUCGACAUCAUCUUUACUUCCAGAUCAAAAAUUUGAUAUAAUCUUUGAUGCUACAGGUUCUCCAAAAGGUUUUUUACACUCAUUAAAAUUAUGUAAAAAAAUUCUUCAUUUGAAAUCAACUCAUGGACAGGAAGUUUGUGGAUUAAAACAAAUGACAGCUUUUGUGGUAGAAGAAUUCUCAUUAUUAAAAUUUGAACCAAAAAGUUUAGAGUUUAGUUGGCCUGAAGAAAUUUUAGGAAAACGUAAAAAUCAUAAUGUUUAUGUUAACCCAUCAGUUGAUGAAAAUAUUAUUUCAUUAAUUAAAAAUACUGGACGAAAUGUAAUAGUUAUGGAAAUUGAAUAUGCUUUAGAAUAUGUUAAACAAUGGAUUAAACAAUCAAAAUCAGGAAAUAUUAAGGAUGAAAAUUUAAAAAAGUCACCA
This is a messenger RNA of Scutellospora calospora, 1170 nucleotides long. The record is from the annotation of a GenBank genome assembly. Lineage: Eukaryota; Fungi; Glomeromycota; Glomeromycetes; Diversisporales; Gigasporaceae.